AUGCCUCAGAAAAUAGUCAACAUUACCAUCGUAAUGGAAUUCUUACUCAUGGGAUUCCCUGGUGACUGGAUGUUACAGAAACUGUAUGCAGCCUUCUUCUGCCUCAUCUACCUAACAGCGCUGAUGGGGAAUCUCCUCAUUGUCACUCUCACCACCAUUGACGAGCACCUCCGAGCCCCCUUGCAUUUCUUCCUGAAGAAUUUAUCCUUAAUUGACGUGUGCUAUAUCUCUGUUACUAUCCCCAAGUCCAUCAUGAACUCUCUGUCCAACAGCCAUUCCAUCUAUCUACCAGGAUGUGCCUUGCAGGUUUUUCUUGUUAUGUUUCUUGCUGGCACAGAGUAUGCCCUCCUUAUGGUCAUGUCCUAUGACCGCUUUGCUGCCAUCUGCCAUCCUCUGCACUAUGAGACCAUUGUGAAUAGAUAUGCCUGUGUGCAGAUGGUGACUGCAUCGUGGCUCAGUGGAUGUGUCUAUGGAUGCAUUCAUGUAGCAGGUACAUUCUCUGUCAAUUUCUGUGGGUCUAACUUAAUUCACCAGUUCUUUUGUGAUAUUCCAUCAUUACUUACACUUGCUUGUUCUGGGGAGCAUAUUUUAGAAUAUGCAUUUAUCAUUGCUAGCUGUUGUUUUUCUUUUGUAUGUUUUAUUUUAAUUAUUGUUUCCUAUGCUCACAUUUUCUCAGCUGUUUUAAGAAUUUCAUCUAUUCAAGGCAAAUUCAAAACUUUCUCUACCUGCAUACCCCACCUCACUGUAGUAACCUUGUUUUUCUCUUCUGGAGCCAUUGCAUAUUUAGGUUCAGCCUUCAAAUCUCCAUCAUCAAUGCAUCUCCUUACAUCUGUGUUAUACUCCUUAGUACCUCCUACGCUGAAUCCUGUCAUUUACAGUCUGAGAAACAAGAAUAUGAAGGUGGCCCUUAGCAAAAUGUUUGGUGUAAAAAUGGUCUCAAAGAUAUAA
This is a messenger RNA of Orycteropus afer afer, 948 nucleotides long. Its product is annotated as olfactory receptor 14A16-like. The record is from RefSeq and is a predicted model, not a curated record. Gene Ontology annotation, cellular component: membrane. NCBI's taxonomy places the organism in Eukaryota, Metazoa, Chordata, Mammalia, Tubulidentata, Orycteropodidae. Gene Ontology annotation, molecular function: olfactory receptor activity; G protein-coupled receptor activity; odorant binding. Gene Ontology annotation, biological process: G protein-coupled receptor signaling pathway.